Pocillopora meandrina is the source of this 401-nucleotide messenger RNA. NCBI's taxonomy places the organism in Eukaryota, Metazoa, Cnidaria, Anthozoa, Scleractinia, Pocilloporidae. The record is from the annotation of a GenBank genome assembly.
UUAAAGAAAACUGGAGUGUUUCUUCAAAUAGGCUCAGGUAAGUUUGCAUUUUGCAAACUUGGUUUCACCCUACUGACUCCUCUUCGUUUCCUAAAGAAAAUUGAUUUUAAGCCUUGACUUUAAUUUUCUCAGGUAUUUGCCCAUUUUGUCGAAAAACCCCCAGGUUGCUUAUAGUAGAAGAAAAAGAGUCGACAGCCAUUGUAAGUUCGAAUCCUCGUUCUAUUGACGACAUUGUAUUAAUGCAGACGGAAAAAUUGAAUCUGGUGAGCUUUGAUCCACAUUAGGAUGUUUAUAGUCAGCUUGCCUUCUGUCAUUCUGUUAAGUAUCAGGCAACACCAACAUGCAGGUUCUCCCUAUUCAAUUUGUUUGUCUCUUUAAAGUUAGAAGGAACUGGUGACUAG